AUGCGCCAAGGAAAUAACACCCAGACACGGGUGAGUGAGUUCAUUCUGCUGGGACUGUCCAGUGACUGGGGGACUCAGGUUUCCCUCUUUAUCCUGAUCCUUACCAUGUACUUGGUGACUGUUGUGGGAAAUUUCCUCAUUAUUCUUCUGAUCAGACUGGACAGCAGGCUUCAUACCCCCAUGUACUUUUUUCUUAGUGUUUUAUCCUUGGUGGACCUUUGUUAUGCAAACAGUAUUGCCCCACAAAUGCUGGCCCACCUGCUGUCAGCCCAGAAGUCCAUCCCAUUCCACAACUGCGUGUGCCAGCACUAUGUGUUCCUGGCAUCGGGCGGAUCUGAGUUCUUCCUGCUGGGAGCCAUGGCCUACGACCGCUAUGUGGCGGUGUGCCACCCGCUUCACUACACGGUCAUCAUGCAUGGAGGGCGCUGCCUGGGGCUGGCUGCCGGCUGCUUGGUGGCUGGUUUCACGAAUUCACUGAUGGAAACAAUCAUCACCUUCCAGCUUCCCUUGUGCCACAGUGUUAUUAAUCACUUUGCCUGUGAGACCCUAGCGGUGCUGCGGCUAGCCUGUGUGGACAUCUCCUUCAACAAGGUCAUGGUGGCCAUCUCAGGAUUCCUGGUCAUCAUGCUUCCCUGUUUUCUGGUCCUAUUCUCCUAUGGCCGUAUAGUCGCUGCCAUCCUGCACAUUCGCUCUGCGCAGGGACGCCGCAAAGCCUUUGGGACCUGUGCCUCCCACCUCGCUGUGGUGUGCAUGUGCUUUGGGGCGACCAUCUUCACCUACCUGGGGCCGCGCUCAGCCUCCUCAGUGGAGGAGGAGAAGAUGGUCGCUGUGUUCUAUGCUGUGGUGGCACCUAUGCUGAACCCCUUGAUCUACAGCUUGAGGAAUAAGGAAGUUAUGGCUGCUCUCCAGAAAGUUUUAGAGAAAUUGAGAUGA
Messenger RNA from Manis javanica (Malayan pangolin), 933 nucleotides. The record is from RefSeq and is a predicted model, not a curated record. Lineage: Eukaryota; Metazoa; Chordata; Mammalia; Pholidota; Manidae.